AUGACUUCAAUUUUGACCCGACUUAAGACCCUUUUAGGGGCCACACCCUCCCUUCAAUCAUUCGAGAAAAUUGGGAUUGUAACUGAGGGAGAUGACUUCACGAGUGACAAGAUUUUGCUCCAGUAUCUCAGUGACAACCCGAUCAAUCGCUAUGUCUCAGAGCCGGAUGCAUGGGCAUCGGCUGAGAUUGGGAGCAACCAGCAAUAUAGAUUUGAUUUCACACUUGUCUACCUAGGCUUCAACGGUCCCAAACGUUGGCUCGUAGCAAAUGGUCUGCUUUACUCGGAUUCAGAUGCUUUGAUUGUGGUCUUCGACCCCUUGAACCCAUGGGUCCUCGAUUCACUCAGGCUGUGUCUGGAGCUGUCUGCAAAGGGAGCUGUCAAUUCUAAACCAAAUGAUUUCUACCCUACCGUGAAGAAAGGGAUUCCAUGGUUAGUUCUGGCUAAUUUCAAAGAAGAGCCAUUGGAUGAAGAGAAAGCCCGGGAACAGGUCAAAGUACUAAAAUUGGAUACACUAGAUGUGGACUGGCAUCUUCAUGCAGUCUCUACAGCUUCAGGUGCCGGUAUUGAUGAUGCGGCGUCGGUACUUCGAAAGAAGUUGGAUGAACCUGGCUCAAAAUGGUAG
Penicillium pulvis is the source of this 624-nucleotide messenger RNA. RefSeq lists its product as uncharacterized. The record is from RefSeq and is a predicted model, not a curated record. Lineage: Eukaryota; Fungi; Ascomycota; Eurotiomycetes; Eurotiales; Aspergillaceae. The transcript is spliced from 3 exons. Bases 1 to 624 code for a protein of 207 amino acids.